Molecule: messenger RNA, 1480 nt
Organism: Eremomyces bilateralis CBS 781.70
Lineage: Eukaryota; Fungi; Ascomycota; Dothideomycetes; Eremomycetales; Eremomycetaceae
Exons: 1
Coding region: 16-1152 (378 amino acids)
Source: RefSeq, a predicted model, not a curated record
AGCUCAAUAGCCGCAAUGGUAGCGAUCACAGCUACAAUGCCAGCGCCAAAGCCACCGCUUGAACGCCAAUGUGCCGUGUGCGGUUCCAAAGAUGGCCUUAGGCGCUGCACGGGUUGUUGUCUGGUGCUAUAUUGCGGCAAAAACCACCAGACAUCGCACUGGCGGGAGCAUAAACGCGAUUGCAAAGACGUGGGAUAUUACACCACGUGCCUCCAGUUGGAAGAGCAUAUGCUCCGUGAUCACGCUGGAGACUUAGGAUUGUCGGACAAUCUCUUCGAAGAGGCAAGAGGAUGGUUUUCGGAAUUGGAUGGCGUCCAUCAGUAUCUUGGUGCCAGGAAGGACUUGGUAACGGCGAUGGUGAAAAUGAAUACGUUCGACUCGAUCCAAGCUGCGAUCUUUCAUUGCCAAGGCAUUGUGGAGCUCGAUUUUCAGGACUACACGGGAAUCGUCUUAUAUCUUCCCUCGCUCUACCUACGCCUUGGUCUCGAACAGCAAUGCUACGAUUUCUGCAAGUGGAAUAUUAUGAUCCAGGACUUCUUCGACAAGAAAGCACCGGACAUACCGUGGGGGGAAAUGGGUGACAUGUGCGUGAGCAUGAAGAACUCCAAUGUUUUCGAAGAUCUAGAGUACUUCACGGACAGUGCCGCUCCUUGCGAACUCUUUUACCUGGUUGCCGUCAUGUUGGUCAAGUUUCGCUUGCUCCAAGACCUCCUUGCUCUCCAGGCUACCACUGAAUCUGUCGGAAAGCGAGUCCCAACGGAGAUCCUCGACUACAUCUGUCUCUAUGUGGUCAGGCCUGUGGUAGUGAAGAACCGAACGAUCAUGGAGUCGACCGACCGAAGUUACGAAAUCCAGCUGUUGAAGAUGCAAGUUCAGUUCCUCUUCAGGCUUGUCAGCAAGAGAUUCAAGUCUACAUGGCUCGGAUUGAUCCAUCCGAGAUCGAAGCAAGGCCUCGGUAGCGGUACGAGGUGUCCUUGCUGUGAAACCGGCGGCCGAUACGUCCUUCAGAACAGCUGCGAUGCUUGGGCCGAGACGCCCGGUGCGAUAGAUCAUGCGAUGGAAUUCAUCGAGCAAAUGGGUAUCAAGCUGGAGCUAGCUGAUGUUUCGAAGAAAACGUGUGCCCACCAAAAGCAGGACAUCAACGCGAAAUGAUGACCCAUGCUGUGGAUGGCUAGAAUGGGGGUGGUACUCAAUGGUAAGGGUGAUAUCCGUUUUAUAACGCUAUCAACGACGACAGGCAUGACACCAAUGAAUGGGGGCCAAAAGGGAGUUUCGGGGACACUGCUCACUUUCAAGACUAUAUGGGGUAUGCUAGAAGCAUACUACAGGCUACAGAGCUGGGGAUUUGAUUAAAUAUGGACGGAGUAGGUCUGUCAGGUCAUCCCCAAUUCGGUAGUGUUCAACAGCAAAAACUAGAUAUAUCCACGCUGGAAUAAUUAUUUACCGAAGCUAUUAGGACGGAGUGUAUCGUGUAGCAAUC